Molecule: messenger RNA, 823 nt
Organism: Sesamum indicum (sesame)
Lineage: Eukaryota; Viridiplantae; Streptophyta; Magnoliopsida; Lamiales; Pedaliaceae
Product: zinc finger BED domain-containing protein RICESLEEPER 2
Molecular function (GO): protein dimerization activity; DNA binding
Source: RefSeq, a predicted model, not a curated record
UGUCUAGCAGCUGUUUUGGAUCCAAGGUGUAAGUUGAGAGUGCUUGAAUUUUGCUUUCCAAGACUAUAUUCUUCAGAGAAUGUUGAGAGGCAAAUUACUAUUGUUCGGAAGACACUAUAUGAGCUCUAUUCUGAGUAUAUGAUUAUUUCCAACAUUGAAGACGAGUCAAUUGGAGAAGGGCAAAGAAACAAACCAUCGAAUCGAGAUCUUACAAAUGUUGAAACUCAAUGUGGCUGGUCUGAGUAUGCUGAAUAUCUGAAGUCAGUGGAAUCUAUUCAGCCUCAAAAGUCUGAACUUGAUUUAUAUCUUGAGGAGAAUUGUUAUAUAUUUGAGAAGGACAAGAAUGAUGGGAAAGACUUUGAUGUUCUGGAAUGGUGGAGAGUUCAUUCAUUGAAGUAUAAGAUUUUGUCGAUAAUGGCAAGAGAUAUUUUAGCUAUUCCGAUCACCACUGUUGCUUCUGAGGCUACAUUUAGUGCGGGAAGUAGAGUAAUAGACAAAUAUCGUGCAUCAUUGACUUCAGAUACGGUUCAAGUGUUGAUGUGCGGAGGAGAUUGGCUGAGAAAACGCUUUGGAGUGAAGAAAAAAUCUUUGAGCGACAAAAAAACAAUAUAUGUAAAUUUGUCUCUUGAUGGUGAUGUGCCAAAGGUUUGAGAGCAUAACAACAAGAACGACUUCAUUACGUGGACUUUGUCACUUUUGAACAAACAUGGGUUUAGAAAGAUUUUUGGAUUUUGAUAAAUGUAAAUAAUUUAUUUUUAUUCAAAUGGUUUAUUGACAAAUUUAAUCUUUAUAUAUUGUGGUUUCUAUUUGGUUUUAUGAAUUU